This is a messenger RNA of Erigeron canadensis, 2182 nucleotides long. RefSeq names its product probable WRKY transcription factor 20. The coding region runs from base 61 to 1692 and encodes 543 amino acids. Gene Ontology annotation, biological process: regulation of DNA-templated transcription. The transcript is spliced from 6 exons. Gene Ontology annotation, molecular function: DNA-binding transcription factor activity; sequence-specific DNA binding. Lineage: Eukaryota; Viridiplantae; Streptophyta; Magnoliopsida; Asterales; Asteraceae. The record is from RefSeq and is a predicted model, not a curated record.
AGAAAGAGAAGGAAAAAAAAAAAAAAAAACUGGAUCACAAUAUUAUUAUUAUAUUCAACCAUGGAUGACCAUCACCACCAACAACAUUCUUCUCACUCUCAUUCCCACUCCACUUCCAAUGCCGGUAUCAGAUCCGCCACAACCUCCGCCGCCGCCGUCUCCGCCGGCGGUGGUGCUAAAUAUAAGCUCAUGUCUCCGGCUAAAUUACCUAUUUCUAGGUCCACCUGUAUCACUAUACCUCCUGGCCUUAGCCCUAGCUCCUUCCUUGAAUCUCCUGUUUUAUUAACUAACAUUAAGGCUGAGCCAUCACCAACAACGGGUUCUUUCUUUAAUUCUACACUGAUGCAAAGGUCAAUGGCCACUGCUGCAUUCUCUUUAGAAACAAAUUCUUCUUCUUCUAGAAAGACCGUUGAUGAUAAUAACUCUGGGUUCUUUGAGUUCAGACCACACCCUCAAACUACGUCAAUUCCACAAAUUUCUUCUGCAGGAUUUCAGGUAUCUGCAGGUUCUAACCUUCAACGAGGUGAACCAAGUAGUCAUUAUCAUAAUCAAAAUCAAAACGAGCCUCGUUCAUCAUCAGCAGCCAACUGGGAAAUGGUAUCACCAAAAGAACAAAGUCUUGCUGCACAAGCAUACAUGUCUCAUGAGGAAACGAAUGGACCGGGGAAGUCUAAGGAUCUUGGGCCUGCAAUCCAAGUUGACAGGUCAUCAGAUGAUGGAUAUAACUGGCGAAAAUAUGGGCAGAAAGUUGUGAAAGGAAGUGAACAUCCAAGAAGCUAUUACAAGUGUACACAUCCCAAUUGUGAAGUGAAAAAGAUUUUUGAACGCUCAUAUACCGGACAGAUUACAGAAAUUGUGUAUAAGGGCUCACAUGACCAUCCCAAACCUCAACCUAGCCGCCGAUUUAGUGCUGGGGCUCUUAUGUCGUCGAUACAGGAAGAAAAUCCUGAAAAAGUUCAAUACGCAACUUAUCAAGCAGGCCUCUCUGCAAAUAACGGCCAGAAUGCUAACUUAGAGGCCGGUGGCACCCCUUUGCAAUCUCCGAGACAAGUGAAUCAAGACAGCAUGGACGAGGUUGAUGAUGAUGAUGACCCAUACUCUAAAAAGAGGCGUACAGAUUUUGGUACCCUUGAUGUAACUCCAGUGGUCAAGCCUAUCCGUGAACCACGUGUAGUCGUCCAAACUACCAGCGAGGUUGAUAUACUGGAUGAUGGAUAUCGUUGGCGUAAAUAUGGCCAGAAAGUUGUCCGAGGCAAUCCUAAUCCUAGGAGUUAUUACAAAUGCACAAGUGCUGGAUGUACAGUAAGAAAACAUGUAGAGAGGGCAUCCCACGAUCCAAAGGCAGUCAUAACUGCAUAUGAGGGAAAACAUAAUCAUGAUGUACCGGUGGUGAAAAAUAAUAGCCACGAUUUUAAUGCAUUGGGAAAUCAACGAACUAGAUUAGAGGAAAAUGAUCCAAUCUGUCUUGAUCUUGUAGUUGGUAGUAAAAUCCCAGAUCAACCACAAGCAUCUAAUGCUCUCCACAGUCAAGUACAUGUUUCAAAUUCAAAUUUCAGAAAGGUUGUUCACUGGAACGAUGUUUAUGGGCCUCGAGAAAAUGAGGUUGAAGGCUGUAACAUUGAUACUAAUACACUUAACCAUUCUUCUAAUCCAUACCCACAAAAUCUUGGAAGAAUACUCAUGGGGCCAUAGAACAUGUAUGAAAAGAAUGAAAUAAAGACAACGCUGCUGUUUUCAUGUGGCAACUGGGUCAAAAGGGUCUUGGAAUUAUGACUUUACCUCAAGUUGGUCAAAACCGGUCAACAGGUGUGGCACCAGCUCAUAAGUCUUUUGUUCUGUUGCCUUACUAUUAGCUGCAGAUUAGGUGUACCGUAUUUUUGUCACAAUUGGGCUAAAAAGUGUAGAAUGUAGAAGUUGGGCAACAAAUUGUGACGAAAGAAGUGAGAUGUUGUAACUUAGAUUGUAAUGGAGGGGAGUGUAAUGGGGUAUACUUAUCUAAAUGGAGUGUUUUAAAGGUUUUGUUAGUGUAUGUGAAUUUCGUAUCUAGGCCAGGACUGUGACUGUAAACAAAGACUUGUAUUGAAUAAAGUAUGAACGCAUAUGUAUGUUUUGUAUCGGAAUUUAGGGAGUCUCUGUAUGUAUUGUCACACUGUAAGAUUUAUCCAUGACUACUUAUUUGCAA